AGAAAACAAGAAAACAACCCACCACAAAGAAAAGGCAUGGCCCCUUCCCAGCAAGAAACACAAACCAAACCUAAAACCCACGAGGAAGACGAGGAAACGUUCGCAAACGCCAUGCAGAUGGCGCUUGGCUCGGUGUUUCCGAUGACCAUGAAAGCCGCCGUGGAGCUCGGCCUCUUCGACAUCUUAGCCGCGGCCGGCGGUUCUGACCUGUCGGCGGCUGAGAUAGCAGCCAGGCUCAGAAACUGCACCAACCCAGACGCACCUAAAAUGGUGGAGAGGAUCUUCCGGCUCCUCGUUAGCCACGGCGUGAUCCGUUGCGCCGUUUCCGACGACGGGGAGAGGCUGUACGGUCUAACCGCUGUGGCAAAGUACUUUGUGACCGGUGAAGACGGAGUCUCGCUCGGUCCGCUCAUGGUCCUCCUUCAAGAUAUCAUCUAUCUGCAGAACUGGACUCAUCUCAAAGAUGCAGUAUUGAAAGGAGGAAUACCAUUCAACACGAGCCAUGGGAUGCAUGUGUUUCAGUACCCAGCCACGGACCAGAGGUUCAACGAGCUCUUCAACAGUGGCAUGUUCCACCACACUUCGGUCGUUCUCAAGAAGGUUCUUGAGACAUACAAGGGCUUUGACCAAGUCAACCGCCUCGUCGAUGUCGGCGGCGGUGUCGGCGUCACUAUUAACAUGAUUGUCUCCAAGUACCCUCACAUCCAUGGCAUCAACUACGACUUGCCCCAAGUCAUUCAAAACGCCCGUACCUAUCCCGGAGUGGAGCAUGUGGCGGGUGACAUGUUUGAGAGUGUUCCAGAAGCAGAUGCUGUUUUCAUGAAGUGGAUAAUUCAUGAUUGGGACGAUGAGCACUGCCUGACGAUGCUGAAUAACUGCCACAAAGCGAUACCGAAGACAGGGAAAGUGAUAGUGAUGGAUGCGGUGGUUCCGGAAGUUCCGGAGGCAACCUUGUCGGCUCAGGACAUAUCUCACAUGGAUCUCUUCAUGAUGACGCAAUUGCCCGGCGGCAAAGAACGUACACGGCAGGAGUUUGAAUCUCUGGCUGCUGACUCUGGAUUCGCUGGCGUUAAAUUCGUUUGCUCUGCUCGUAAUUUUUGGAUCAUGGAGUUCUUCAAGUAGUUACAUUGUUUCAAUCCGACAUUGUUGCUUUUCAUUCUCAUGUCUGUGUUCCUGUCUCCGCCUGCAUUCGCGUUUGUAUUUUGUUUUUUUUUUGUUUUUAGUUCUGAUCUGAUCCGAGUUGUUCAAUCUGUUUUUGUGGUUUUGGCAACGAUGUUCUAGUAUUUGUCUC
Messenger RNA from Tarenaya hassleriana, 1291 nucleotides. Its product is annotated as anthranilate N-methyltransferase-like. The record is from RefSeq and is a predicted model, not a curated record. Gene Ontology annotation, biological process: methylation. The transcript is spliced from 4 exons. Bases 37 to 1122 code for a protein of 361 amino acids. NCBI's taxonomy places the organism in Eukaryota, Viridiplantae, Streptophyta, Magnoliopsida, Brassicales, Cleomaceae. Gene Ontology annotation, molecular function: O-methyltransferase activity; S-adenosylmethionine-dependent methyltransferase activity; protein dimerization activity.